AGGGUGCUGUAUAACGCCGACAUAGGCGACUGCAUCAGCACAACUGGGCGGCCCACGGUCCCUUCAGUAGUGUUUCACGUGUCGCACUGACGAGUCGCAUACACUCCAUCUCUGACUCUCUGCUCUCUUCUCUCGCUUGUUUUGACUCUGUCACGCCAAGUCGAAGACGAAUUCCUUUUGAUUCUCCAGCGCGUUCCCUCUCUCAUUCUCUCGACUCUCUCUCGUACACGUCACGAUGUUUCCCUUUUUGUGUCGGUCCAGCAGUCAGCGACGCCGUGAAUCUACAAGUUUCAACGCCGCCGCAUUGCCAGCAACCGCUCUCGUCUGCUUCCUCUUCAUCGGGUGUGGCUGGCAUGACGGCGUCGACGGUCUAAAGCUACUGCAAGUGCAAGUGCCAACCGAAGUGGAAAGGGGCCGUUCGGCCGUGCUGGGCUGCCGGUUCGAAAUGGAAGGCGACACCCUUUAUUCCGUCAAAUGGUACAAAGGUGGCAAAGAAUUCUUCCGUGUGGUGCCAAAAGAUAAUCCUCCGGCCCAGACAUUUAACGUCGAAGGAGUCCAAGUUAACUUGGCGGCCUCCGAUCAAAACCAAGUGGUCCUGGAUAAUCUGAACCUAAAGAGCGAGGGUCGCUACAAGUGUGAAGUCUCAGCGGAAUCACCAAAUUUCCAAACCGUUUACGACAUCGCUGAAAUGAGCAUCGUAGUUCCACCGAGAGAUUCACCGGUGAUUAAUUCGCCGCAAACGGUUUACCGCAUCGGCGAAGAAUUCACAGCCAACUGUUCGUCUUAUCCGUCGAGACCGCCGGCCACUAUCACCUGGACAAUUUCAGAUAAACCGGUAAUGAAAGAGGACCUAAUACAAUAUCCAUCCACACUGACUGAUGGCGGCCUGGAGGCUUCCGUCGUGGGUUUGCACCUCAGACUUCGGGAUGCGCAUUUCGAUCGCAAAGGCAAGAUGAAGCUCACGUGCACGGCUUCGGUCGGAAGGAUGCGCAUCGACGGGCGGACCGAUGUCAACAUCAGCGUCGCCGACCUACCCGUCAAUGGCGACUACCCCAGGCAGAGAUCGUUGACGCUAGACAGCCGGUCGGGCGGCCUCAGUACUGGAAUGUCACAACAAAUGACAUUUUGGAACUGGAGGUUAUUCUGUCCGGCGAUUCUGCUCGUCGCAACUCUUCUGUGUCAAACGUUUGGUUAAAUUUUGGGAAUUUCUUGGCUACUAUUAUAUAAUGAAAAACCGAGACCUUUUGACAACGUUGAUUUUCACAUGUAUGAGAGAGAGAGCAACACCUUUUCUCCUUCAAUUUAUAGAGUCAUUUUCUCUCUUUCCCGUUUGCGAUUCCCGUUUUUCUUUUUCUUGACGUAUGUAUCCAGUCAUCGAUCGAGUCGCAUCCCUCCAAACGCCCGCGUUCGUUUCGUGUGCAAAUAAGCCACACCCCAGCAAUUUUGCGUUGCAAAUGUCAUUUGUAUAAUAUUUGACACUUGAUUCCGAUGCGAUGAUAUAUAGGCUUCAUCCAUAUAUAUAUAUUUUACGAGAUGUUUCCACUGUAAAACACACACCCGCUCGUCAACUUAUUCACUUCACUCUAUAACGAAAUGAUAUGGAGUGUUGUUUUGUUUUUGUUUUUUUUUUUACCUUUUUUUUUAAAAUGCGUGUGACUUUUUCUUAUUUUUCUUUUCACGUUUGCAAAAAGAGUGAUUGUUUUUAAGUUUUUUUGUUUUUUGAAGAGCUGCCCGGUUUUGGUGGUAUAAAAAGAAAAUAACCAGGGCCUAGAGUUUUUGAACAAGAAGCCAUAUUAUUUAAAAUAAUAAUAAGAAGAAAAAGAAAAAUGUGAACUGUUGCAUUGUCACUUUGUUGGAAUAAGCGCGCCUGCUGUGUUAUUGCUUUUACAUCUCUUUGUUUGACUAUAUGACACGUAGCUUCUAGAUUAUUACAUCCAAUUAAUAACAUUGUAUAUGAAAGAAAAAAACGAGCUAAAGGUACGAUUUUAUCACA
Daphnia pulicaria is the source of this 1993-nucleotide messenger RNA. Its product is annotated as Down syndrome cell adhesion molecule-like protein 1 homolog. The record is from RefSeq and is a predicted model, not a curated record. Bases 236 to 1195 code for a protein of 319 amino acids. NCBI's taxonomy places the organism in Eukaryota, Metazoa, Arthropoda, Branchiopoda, Diplostraca, Daphniidae. The transcript is spliced from 8 exons.